Molecule: messenger RNA, 3042 nt
Organism: Galleria mellonella (greater wax moth)
Lineage: Eukaryota; Metazoa; Arthropoda; Insecta; Lepidoptera; Pyralidae
Product: S1 RNA-binding domain-containing protein 1
Exons: 14
Coding region: 509-2932 (807 amino acids)
Biological process (GO): nucleobase-containing compound metabolic process; translation
Molecular function (GO): mRNA binding; structural constituent of ribosome
Source: RefSeq, a predicted model, not a curated record
AAAAAUAUGUAUAAACAUAAAUAUAAAAAUCUCACACUCGUACAAAAACAAAAAUAUAUCGGUUCUUUUAGUUAUUUGAUAAAAAACAUGUUGAUUGUUCUAAACUUCCCAUAUCUUAAAAUUAAUCAAUUUUGUCAUAUUUUAUUAAAGGUUUAACAGCCAGGGUGAUAUCUUAUAAAAGAAACUGAUCAUGGUACUGCAAAUCCUGGACUGUAAAAAAUAUGGUAUAAAAUCAAUGACGAAUACAUUAUUCGCCUUCAAUUUGCCGAUGAUAUAGUAUUCAUGGCGGAAUCCCUGAAGGACUUGAAUACUAUGCUCAAUGACCUCAAUAGUGCUUCUAGACUGAACCGAUAUGACAUCGUGACAUUCAAGAAAAGAGCAUAUUCCUUUUUAAAAGGCCAGCAACACACCUGUAAUACCUCAGAUAUUACAGGUACUCAUAGAUGAUGGUCGUCACUUACCAUCAGAUGUUAUGGAUUAGUUAAUUGCAUUACUCUAAGAGACAAAAAUGGCAGAUUCAAUAAGUAAAAGAAAACGGAAGGUUCAAGAUACAGAAAAGGAAUCAGAAGUUCCUAUAAUGAAGAAUAAACCUAGGACUAGAAGCCCACAAAACAUCAAGGAAUGUAAAGGAAAUAUCAAAAGCAAAGAAGAAGGCAAGCUAGAUGAUAAAGUUCCCAGUAAAAAAAUGAAAAGAAAUAUUGAAAUUGAUUAUAGUGAUAAAACAACUUUUACCAACAGUAAUGAUGACUCAGAAAAUACUGUAAUUGAAGAUGAUGAGGCUGCUAUAUUAUCACAUAUUGAGAAGAUUCCACAGAAAUUGGCUCAUAAUUUCAUUUCACUUUUAUCUCAAGGAUGCACUUUGCCCUUUAUUGCUCGAUAUAGAAAAGAAGCAGUAGAUUUUUUAAUGCCUGAUCGUUUGCAGGAGUUAUUUGAAAGUUAUCAAAAUGUUACACAGUUGAAAAAGAAGAUAAAGUCUGUGAUUGAAACACUGCGCAAGUCAAAGAAGCUAACACCAGAUGUUGAAAAAAGCAUUUUGAAUGCUAAGAGUUUGCCUGAAAUUGAUUUAGUGUAUGCACCAUUGAAAUCUCACUCACUAUCGUUGGCGGAAAGAGCUCGUAAUUUAGGCCUAGAGUCAUAUGCAGUAGCAAUGUUAAAUGGGCAAUACAUUGAUCUGAAGUCUUUAUGCACCGAUGAUGAAGAGCUGUCAUCAGUAGAGAAAGUGGAUACACACAUCACUCACAUAAUAGCCGAUGUUAUUUAUAAAGAUAUAAGAGUUCUUGAACAAAUGCGGAAAUUGAAAGAAGAAACAAGAUUCAUAAUACAAAGUAGUCGAACUAAAAGCUCUACAAAAGUGAAGGUGGACAGUAGCAAAAAGAUUGAUUCUAAAUCUGACCCAGAGACAUACGAGUUGUAUUUUCAAUGGUCAUGUCCAUGUCAAUUCGUAAAACCUCAUCAAAUUUUAGCUAUCAAUAGAGGAGAAGAUGAGAAGAUCCUGUCUGUAAAAGUCAUUAUUCCUGAUUGGUUUUAUAAUAAAUUAGAAAGAUUCUGUCUAACAUUAUGGAAGAGCAAACAUUGGGUUUGUAAAGGUCUAGGCGAUGCCUUUAAUCGACUCAUCAAGCCGUGGCUCUCAAGACAAGUACGUUCGGACCUCACUUCUGUAGCACAGAAGGAAGCUGUGAGGACAUUCACUACCAAUCUUGAGAAAUAUCUGUUGACUGAACCUAUAAAGAAUAGAACAAUAGCUGGAUUGGAUCCUGGAUUUAAGGCUGGGUGUAAGGUAGGUAUUAUUAAUCCAAAUGGAGAUAAAAUUGAAGUUUGCACGAUACAUCCGAAUUUAAGACAAAAUAAUCAACACGAUCCAGCAGUUAUACAAUUGAAAUAUCUUUUACAAAAAUACAGAGUAGAAUUAAUUAGUUUGGGUAAUGGAACCGCAUGUCGUGAGACUGAGUCUUGGUUGAAAGCCCACCACGUGGCUGGCAAUAUACCUAUUGUAAUAGUGCCGGAACAAGGUGCUUCUAUUUAUUCGAUAAGUAAAGAAGCUCAAAAGGAGCAUCCUAAUAUGGACCCGAAUUUAAUCUCUGCAUUAUCAAUCGCCAGAAGGGUGUUGGAUCCACUGGGAGAAUUGAUAAAAGUGGAUCCGAAAAAUUUAGGCGUUGGACUUUAUCAACACGAUAUACCUCCAAAGAUGAUGGAGUCCGCGCUAGACUGCACAGUGGAAAAAGUGGUCAGUUUGGUUGGAGUCGAUAUAAAUACCGCAUCACAAGCUAUGCUACGACGCAUUGCUGGCUUAAGCGAAGGAAGAGCAAAGAAAAUCUUAGCGUAUCGUCAAGAUAACGGUGGAUUUACAACAAGAGCUGAGAUAUUAAAAGUAUCCGGUAUUGGGAAAACUACCUAUCAACAAUGCGCUGGUUUUCUAAGAGUUGUUGGUGGUACUGAACCAUUGGAUGCUACAAUUAUACAUCCGGAAAGUUACAGUAUAGCAAAAUCGUUUGCAAAGAAAAUUGGUGUGAAUAUAAAAGAGCUGACUCAACCGCACUUCCCUCAAUUGGUUGAAUCAAAAGUCUACACUCUUGACAUUGAGAAAAUGAGCAAGGACCUUGGAUCUGAUAUUAGUACAUUAGAACUUAUAAUAGGUGCAUUCAAACAGAAAACAAACGAAGAUAACAUUAUUUCUUUCUGUAGACCUGUGUAUUCUCUUAAUGUACAGGGUGUGGAUCAAUUACAAGAGGGAAUGACACUCACAGGUGUCGUUCGCAAUGUAGUUCCAUUUGGUUGCUUCGUCGACUGUGGAAUAGGCGAAAACGGUUUGAUACACCGGAGUAAAUUGGGUGGCAGUCAAACGCCGAAACUGGGCGAUCGCGUGUCUGUCACUGUGAUUCCGUCUAACAAGCCCAAGAAGAUACAGCUCAAAUUGGAGAAAAUUUUAGACUGACUUACUAUUAGGUAAAAAUGUUUUUAUGAUUGUUAUAAUUAAUUAUUGUGAUAAUAAUGACUGCAUGAAUCUUAUCUAUUUAAAUUUGUAAAUAAAACUAUUAUUGACUA